AUGGGCGGAUGGGAAAUAUACUGUGCGAUAUGUGGUGGUCAAUUCUUCAGCGGAGUGGAUAUGGACCCUGAAGGGAUGGACGAGGACUAUUAUCGCUACGAAGUCUUGCGGGACUGCAACCUGGAAUGGCUAGACAAAGUCUGUGCUCUGGGUAUUAAUCCUGACGCGCGUGGAAACGAUAAGUCAUUUCUCACGGGUGUCGGUCGUUAUUGGGAUUGUGGACAAAUUCAGGUUACUGCGGGAGAUGAUCCUAACGUCCCCUUCUAUAAUCAUGGUGAUCAUAUUCCUAUGACUGCUUAUCAUGACUAUUCCGAAAUUGGGUCGCGUCAUGUAUUUCCUUUCCAUCCAAUUUGCUACCAGGACAUUCUCCAGAGAUGUAUCCGUCAAGAGAACCCUGAGCAGAUCCAGAAGGAUGUGUUAUUUGAUGUCUUGGAAGAUUUGAAUGGGGGUAAAUACGUCAGGUUGCAGCUCAGCUAUGGCGAACCAGACCCCCCUGCCGAACAGGUCUGGCACGGUACUAAAGGUCAUGAAACUUUGGUAGUCAAUCCGGUUAGGAUUGCCGAGCUAGACGCCGACCUUGGUCUUAGCAUGAAAUCUGUCGACAAGAAGGCAGCACAUUAUCAGAAUUCCCGAGGUCAGGACAUCUUCGAUGGGCUCCCAGCUGAGUUGCGACAAGAAAUUUUCAAUCUUCUUCCAGCUGGUUCAAUCCUUGCUCUCAAGGCCGCUUCAUUGGUGAUGCAUACUACCACCUUACCGGGCGAAUUUUGGAAGAACCGGUUAAGAAGUGAAAUGCCGUGGCUGUGGGAGAUUCAUGAUAUCGAUGUUUUUCAAUCUCAAGAGGGAGAGGACAACACUUCGAGGCUACUUCUGGACAUUCAGAAGAAGAGUCAAUACACAUCUAAGAACGAUGAUUAUAUUUUUGGACUUGCCAACCGCAGGCGAAUUUGGGGCGUCUGCGAGCAGAUUCGCAGCCGAUACUUGGAAAAAAGGAAGAGUAUUUCCAAUACAGACAGCUAG
This is a messenger RNA of Penicillium samsonianum, 1017 nucleotides long. RefSeq lists its product as uncharacterized. Gene Ontology annotation, molecular function: protein binding. The transcript has 6 exons. The record is from RefSeq and is a predicted model, not a curated record. The coding region runs from base 1 to 1017 and encodes 338 amino acids. NCBI's taxonomy places the organism in Eukaryota, Fungi, Ascomycota, Eurotiomycetes, Eurotiales, Aspergillaceae.